AUGGGGGCCGACAGAGCCGGUCGACAAAGGGAGUACUACGUUUUUGUGUUUCAAAUGGCCCUAUUGCUUUUCAUCGGAAAGCAGGCUUUUGCUCAGAUACGGUACUCUAUUCCAGAGGAGGCGAAAGAAGGAACUGCUGUUGGAAAUGUUGCAAAGGAUCUUGGCAUUGAAAUCACCUCGUUAUCUGACCGGCGGUUCCGUGUUGUUUCUGGAUCACAGGAGACGUAUUUUGAGGUAAACCAGGACAAUGGGGCUCUGUAUGUCCACAGGAAAAUCGACAGAGAGGAGCUGUGUCACGGUGGUGGUGCAUGUCUAAUGGAGCUAAAAAUCCUGGUUGAAAACCCCUUGGAAAUGCACUAUGUAGUCGUAGAAAUUACAGAUGUCAAUGAUCACUUUCCUAGUUUUCCCGAAAAAGAACAGACAUUUGAAAUCGGGGAACAAACAUUACCAGGAAGGCGAUUCCAACUGCACGCUGCUCGUGAUCCCGAUGCUGGAAUUAACUCUAUCCGUACGUACACUUUAACAGCAAACGAUUAUUUUAAAGUAGACAUCCGUGAAAGCGAUGAAGACAAAAUUCCAUUUUUAGUGCUGAAAAAACCGGUCGACAGAGAACAAAAAAACAAACACGCGCUACUGGUUACAGCCGUUGAUGGAGGUAAACCUCCCAAAUCUGGGACACUAAAUGUUUCCAUUAAUGUUAUUGACAUUAAUGAUAAUCGUCCGAUGUUUAGUAAGGAGAUUUACCAAAUUACAAUACCUGAAAAUAUCCCCGUCGGUACUUCAAUAUGUAAAAUGAAUGCAACAGAUGCUGAUGAAGGCAUCAAUAGCGAACUUGAAUACAGCCUUGGAAAAACUAUGAAGAAAAAAUUAUAUGACAUUUUUGAAUUGGACAAAUUAACUGGAGAACUUAGAGUAAAGGCAGCAGUGGACUAUGAGGAAAACGAGGUGUACAAACUUGAUGUUGAGGCAUCCGAUAAAGGAACGCCUCCACUGAUAGGUGAGUGUAGAGUCAUUAUAAAGAUUAAAGAUGCCAAUGAUAAUGCACCAGAAAUAGAAGUAACAUCACUGUCAAAUAUAGUGUCUGAAGAUUCGAAACCUGGUACAGUCAUUUCACUGCUGAGUGCUGUGGAUAAAGACUCAGGUGUCAAUGGAAAAAUUAUAACAAGCAUAACAUCAGACGUGCCUUUUGAAUUAAAACCUUCUUAUAAGGAGAACAUUUAUUCAAUUGUCACUAAAGGAUUUCUGGAUAGAGAGGAGGUGUCACAUUAUGAAAUAACAAUAACAGCCACUGAUUGUGGUGAACCUCCAUUAUCUACUGUUAAAACACUGAGUAUUCAGAUAUCAGAUGUAAAUGAUAACAGACCACAGUUCAACCAAAAUCCAUUACAGUUUUACCUAAUAGAAAAUAACAUCGCUGGAAAGACAAUAUUAUCUGUAAGCGCGACAGACAAAGACGUUAAUGACAAUGCAGUGAUUUCUUUUCAUGUUGUAAGGGGAGCAACUGAAAAUGAUAUAACAUCAUUUCUGAAUAUUAACUCAGAAAGUGGAGAUAUUUUUGCACUAAAAAGUUUUGACUUUGAAAGUCUGAAAACGUUCCAGUUCCAAGUUGUUGCCUCAGAUUCUGGAACUCCGUCACUCAGCAGCAACAUCACAGUGAACGUGUUCAUUCUGGAUCAGAACGACAACGCUCCAGUCAUCCUGUACCCAGUCAGCUCUAACGGUUCUGCUGAAGGUGUGGAGGAGGUUCCCCGCAAUGUGAACGCAGGACACUUGGUGACUAAAGUCAGAGCCUAUGACGCUGAUAUACACUGUAAAAAAAGAUCCUAAUUUUACGGAUAUAACGGCUGGCUGCUGUUUUCACUGCAGGAAGUUACUGACCACAGCCUCUUUGGGUUGGACCGCUAUACAGGACAGAUCAGAACCCUUCGCUCAUUCACAGAGACAGACGAGGCGGAGCAUAAACUGGUCAUACUGGUGAAAGACAAUGGGAACGUGUCCCUCUCAGCAACAGCUACUGUGUUGGUCAAAGUUGUGGAGCCCAAAGAGGCUUUUGCUGCCGCUGAUGUUAAUAGUGCAACAAAGGAUGAGGAGGAUAAUAACGUGACUUUCUACCUGAUGAUAACUUUGGGCUCAGUUUCAACUCUUUUCCUCAUCAGUAUCAUCGUGCUGGUUGCAAUGCAGUGCUCUAAAUCCACAGACUACACUUCUAAAUAUAUACAAGAGCCUAAUUAUGACGGGACCCUGUGUCACAGCAUCCAGUACCGAUCUGGAGAGAAACGCUACAUGCUAGUUGGACCCAGAAUGAGUAUAGGAUCUACUAUAGUCCCGGGCAGCCACGCCAACACACUCAUGCUGCCUGACAGGAGGACUCCUGGAGAGACUUCAUUGUUUUGCUUGACAAUGGGAGAACGAGGACAAAGGCGCCGAGUGAGCUGCUGCUGGGUUGUCGGGAUUCUGUUGCUGUGCUGUGGGGAACGGAUUUUGGCCCAGCUUCGAUACUCUGUUCCAGAGGAACUACAAGUGGGAUCCCCUGUCGGAAAUGUUGCCAAGGAUUUAGGGCUUGACAUCAGCACUUUGACAGACAGGCGGUGUCGUAUUGUUUCGGGGCCCAACCAUGCUCUGUUUCAGUUCAACCAAAACAAUGGCGUUUUGUACAUUGGGCAUAUCAUGGACCGCGAGGAGCUCUGUGAUGGCAUCAAGGUGUGUUUGAUCAACCUGAAAAUUGUUGUAGAAAGCCCACUGGAAAUACAUUACAUCGCCGUUGAAAUAAUGGAUGUUAAUGACCAUUCACCGAUUUUUCCAGAAAGCGAGCAGCAGCUGGAAAUAGCGGAGCAUACUCCUCCAGGUACUCGUUUCCAAAUCCAUGCUGCUCGAGACCCUGAUGUCGGUCCACAGUCAGUCCGAUUAUAUAAAUUGAGCCAAAAUAAUUUUUUCGACAUUGAAAUCCGAGACAGCGAGGAGGACAAGAUACCAUUCUUAGUGCUGAAAAAGCCUUUAGACAGGGAGCAGAAGUCAGAACACCAUUUAGUGUUAACGGCUCUUGACGGGGGAAGUCCGUCGAGAUCUGGGAGUCUUAAUUUGACUAUAACUGUAAUAGACACAAAUGAUAACCGCCCUGUGUUCAGCAAAGACAUAUAUACUGUGUCAUUAGAUGAAAAUGCCCCGAUAGGAACUCUUGUAAUACAAUUAAACGCUACAGAUUUAGACGAAGGGUUAAACAGCGAAAUUGAAUACGCGUUUGGAAAAACACAGAAAAGAAAAGUGCAUGAUACAUUUGAAUUAGACAGCGUCACUGGUGAGAUUCGAGUGAAAGGAAAUGUAGACUUUGAGGACACGGAGAUUUAUAGACUGGAUUUGCAGGCGUCAGAUAAAGGCCAGCCCCCGUGGACGGCUGAAAGUAGAGUUGUGAUCAAAAUAAAAGACGUGAAUGACAACCAGCCAGAUAUUGAGGUGACAUCAUUGUCCAAUGUAGUAGCAGAAGAUUCAAAGCCUGGCACAGUUAUAUCACUUAUUAGUGUCACAGACAAAGAUUCGGGCUUGAAUGGGAAAGUUAUUUGUAAAAUAUUAAAUAAUGUUCCGUUUGAAUUAACACCAUCCAUUGAGGAAAACAUGUACUCUCUGGUCACAAAGGGGCGUUUAGACAGAGAAAGUGUGUCCCAUUAUGAUAUCACCAUAACAGCUACAGACUGUGGUGAUCCUCCACUUUCCCGUGUUAAAUCAUUCGUUGUUCAGGUCGCAGAUGUAAAUGACAACAGGCCACUUUUCAGUCAGAAUCCAUUUGAACUUUAUUUAGUAGAAAACAAUGUCGCCGGGGGAUCAAUAUAUUCUGUAAGCGCUGCUGACAGUGAUCUGACGGAGAAUGCAUUAAUAACAUACCACAUUGUGAGAGGUAAUGGGCUGCAUCGUGAAAUGACAUCUUUUCUGAAUAUAAAUUCGGAAAACGGACAAAUAUCUGCACUAAAAAGUUUUGACUUUGAAAGUCUGAAAACGUUUCAGUUCCAAGUUGUCGCCUCAGAUUCUGGAACUCCGUCACUCAGCAGCAACGUCACAGUGAACGUGUUCAUUCUGGAUCAGAACGACAACGCUCCAGUCAUCCUGUACCCAGUCAGCUCUAACGGUUCUGCUGAAGGUGUGGAGGAGGUUCCCCGCAAUGUGAACGCAGGACACUUGGUGACUAAAGUCAGAGCCUAUGACGCUGAUAUAGGAUAUAACGGCUGGCUGCUGUUUUCACUGCAGGAAGUUACUGACCACAGUCUCUUUGGGUUGGACCGCUAUACAGGACAGAUCAGAACCCUUCGCUCAUUCACAGAGACAGACGAGGCGCAGCAUAAACUGGUCAUACUGGUGAAAGACAAUGGGAACGUGUCUCUCUCAGCAACAGCUACUGUGAUGGUCAAAGUUGUGGAGCCCAAAGAGGCUUUUGCUGCCGCUGAUGUUAAAAGUGCAACAAAGGAUGAGGAGGAUAAUAACGUGACUUUCUACCUGAUGAUAACUUUGGGCUCAGUUUCAACUCUUUUUCUCAUCAGUAUCAUCGUGCUGGUUGCAAUGCAGUGCUCUAAAUCCACAGACUACACUUCUAAAUAUAUACAAGAGCCUAAUUAUGACGGGACCCUGUGUCACAGCAUCCAGUACCGAUCUGGAGAGAAACGCUACAUGCUAGUUGGACCCAGAAUGAGUAUAGGAUCUACUAUAGUCCCGGGCAGCCACGCCAACACACUCAUGCUGCCUGACAGGCUGCCUGACAGGAGGACUCCUGGAGAGGAGCGUAUUGCUGUUUGGUUCCACUUCCACCUCCUGGCAACAUUUUCACUUCGAUACUGA
Messenger RNA from Pseudoliparis swirei, 4821 nucleotides. Its product is annotated as fat-like cadherin-related tumor suppressor homolog. Lineage: Eukaryota; Metazoa; Chordata; Actinopteri; Perciformes; Liparidae. Gene Ontology annotation, molecular function: calcium ion binding. Gene Ontology annotation, biological process: homophilic cell-cell adhesion. Gene Ontology annotation, cellular component: plasma membrane. The record is from RefSeq and is a predicted model, not a curated record. The transcript has 4 exons.